AUGGAUUCUGAUUUUGCUGAUACUGCCUCGGAGCAGACGAACAUCAACGACUGGAAGCGCUGGCGUGUGCACAUGAAGGGCUUGAAAACCAUGUCUGACCUGCGACCGGAUGGCUUUCACGGUCUCGGCAAUCACACCGCUCUAAUGGCGUGGUGGCUGGAUCUUGUGGGUUGCUCGGUUCUCGAUCAGGUGCCACAGUUUGAGAUGCCGCAAGAUCUGGUGCUGUUGGAUGUAGACCACGGCUCAAAGUCGUUCGACAUUCGCCAGCAGGCAUCACACAUGAUUGAUAUGUACCCAGAAAUGCUCGGGAUCAUGCGAGGUCUACAUAUGAUGGAGGGUAUUGCCACCAUCGUCGCCCAAAACAGUGAACAGACGGAGUUUUGGCGCGAUGAAGUCCGUGGGAUCGAACUCAUUGGCCCGGCUACCCAUUUCCUCCUCACCACGCCUAGGUUUCAAUCUUCCAUCGACGAAGACGAAUCAUCCGUGACUCUUCUGGUCCAAGAGUUGCUGCGUCUGACUUGUUUACUGCUCCUGUCGGGACUGAAAAGAUGUCUGUCUCUUAAUGCAUCUGAUUGCGAAGCUAUACAGCAACGAUUCUGGAAAAUCUGGGGCGUGAAGGGCCAGCCGAUAGCCGGUGUGCUUCAAGACUUGGCGCUGUGGACCGCCGAAACAACGACGAUGGCCGAAAGCAUUGAAGUGGCGCAGUCAGCACAUUGGUGCAACUGGUUUGUGGUGCGAAUGCAGAGCCUCUCACUAACAAUACGGCGGUAUAAGACACCCGACUACCUGAGCCUACUGGACAGCACCGCACACGGCUCAGCCCCCAGUGAUUCCGCCGCUAAUGCUGAUAUAUUGCCCAGUCACCCACCUGGCUCCCUCACUGCAUAG
This is a messenger RNA of Cyphellophora attinorum, 888 nucleotides long. RefSeq lists its product as uncharacterized. NCBI's taxonomy places the organism in Eukaryota, Fungi, Ascomycota, Eurotiomycetes, Chaetothyriales, Cyphellophoraceae. The record is from RefSeq and is a predicted model, not a curated record. The coding region runs from base 1 to 888 and encodes 295 amino acids. The transcript has a single exon.